AAACAAACAUUGAUGUUACUAAGCAGUCGGGACGCGAAAGAGCACAGUCUAGGUGGACUAUGCUUGGGAAAUGUUGCAAUGCUCGCGUACUCCAUGGUUAUCGCACAUGGAAUGAGUUCUAGUGUGUACUGUGACGAUUUCUUUUGAAGUAUUUCGGUUGAAGAAGGUGUCAAACAACCGGCAAGAUGUAUUACUCUUCGGAGAGUUCGGAUAGUGAGAACACGGCGGAGUCUCAUAGCCUGGACUUCUCCUACCUGAUGCUGGACACGGACUCUCUCGCGAUGCAUCUGAGGAACAGCGUGCGCGAGCAGCAGCUGAACAGACAAGAACAGGUCAAACAAUUCGUUACGGCAUGUGAUAAAUCAACGGAAACUAGUCAGUCGAACUGUGAUAGUGGCACAAGGCCGCGGAAUUCUGAGCCUAGACAAGAUAUGGACUACAUGAUGGCCAGACUAGUCGUUUCUUCUGCCAAGGCUGACGACCAGGACGAGGAUAGUGGUUGUGAUGCAGUCACUGAGAAGUUGUUCUUGCAGCACAACAUGCUUUUAACAUUACCCUUUGAAGUAGUUAAGUUUACCAAUCUGAAGAUGCUAGAUCUGUCUAACAACAGCUUGACACAUGUGAAUGACUUCGUGUUGCAUCUUCCGGAGUUGCAAACCUUGUAUCUCCGCAACAACAGUUUGACAGAUGAUUCACUACCUAAAGAACUGUCAACUCUCUCAAAACUAAGAGAACUUAAUCUGAGCGGGAAUCAGUUCACUGUGGUGCCAAGCCAACUCUAUGAGAUGAGUACGUUGAAGUACCUGUACCUCGGAAACAACAUGAUAACAGAAGUCUUACCAGACAUCAGAGCCAUGCAAGGAUUGCAAGUGCUUCAUCUUGGGGGAAACUGCCUGGAGUCCGUCCCAGAUGAGUUGGGGGAACUACAGCAGCUCGGAGCACUAGUGUUGUGCGACAACCGCCUGUGUAAUCUUCCCCGAGCAAUCUCAAAUCUCACACGCCUGCGCUCUCUUCUCCUGCACAAAAAUAAUCUGUGCUGUCUUCCUGUUGGGGCCGUCAAGCUAAGAAGUUUAACGGAGUUGAGUCUUCGAGACAACCCCCUCGUCACACGGUUCGUCAAUUCUUGUGCACGGGAACUCAUGUACAACUCGCCCACACUGCUGGAGCUGGCUGCCCGGGUUAUAAAGCUGAAGAAGAUUCAGUAUACAAAUGAGGAUCUCCCACAAACCCUUAUUACAUAUUUGAGUUCCGGACAGAGAUGUGUAAAUCCCAAAUGCAAAGGCAUGUACUUCACAUCCUGCGUGGAACAUAUAAAAUUCGUUGACUUCUGCGGAAUGUACAGAGUGCCUUUAAUGCAUUACCUGUGUUCGUCACGUUGCUCCUCUAAGACGCCAGCUUACUACCGAGCAUCAUCUUCAGAGUCUGAGAGCGAAGAAGAUGAACAACCAGCUGCUAGAAUGAAGAGAGUUUUGCUGGGAUAAAUUUGAUCUGCGAGUGUUUUGCAGCCUAAGACUUGUUAGACUGCAUGUGAUGGGAAAAUGGACAGUUGAGAGGUAGUAUUGAGCCUCAUUGGUAUUGAGAUAAGUGAAAAGUCCUUAGUGAUGUGUGGUGUGUUAUACCUUUGUUACAGAUGAUGGUAGAAGUGAUUAAAGACUUAUUGCCAGAUAAUCUCAAGGGGUGGGAGUUUCUGAUGAAGAGAGAUUGUAGCUGUGUUCAUGUGGAAAAAUCCAUUACUGUUUGACCUAUCUCUAUGGUUCCAAGUCCAAUAUGGAAGACUAGAUUUACUUUUUUAAUGCCUAAUUGUUUGCAGUAUUUCAUCUCUGAUUAUCAUACAUCUGCCACAAGUUAGAGUAGAACAUGAAAAAUACAUGAUAUUCAAAGAACAUUUUUAUAAUUGUUUUAUGAUAUGAAAUAUGAUAUAUGUGAAAAGGAUGUGAUUCAUCAGAAUAUGUGUACUAAAAGUUUGGUAGCAAAGCAUUUUUUUUUUUUUUUUUUUUUUUUUUUUUUUAUUGCUUAUACAGAAAGGAAUAUUUGUUAUGUCACAUUACAGCAGAAUAGAUUUCCAUAACAUAAAUUCUCAGGAAUGAGAUUGAACCAUCAUCACUCUCUCUCUCUCUCUCUUUCUUUCUUUCUUUCUUUGAAUUGCAAGUGGAAGUAAGGAAAUAUCACUUUUUCUGUCUAGUCUUCAAAUAUGAAGAAAACAGUAAAUUUAAUAUUUGAUUAUUUAAAAUUGGAGUUUGUUCAUUGGUAGCUAUAGUUCAUGUACAAGUUAUCAAUACUGUGCAACUUUAUUUUGAAUAUUUUUUUUUUUUUUUUUUCAAACAGUUCUGUCAGUGAAGGAAAAGGUGAAGUCAUUGCAACUAAUCCUGUAGUGAGGAAUAUACACUGAGAGAAUUGUGCAUAUGGUCUUACUCUUCCAAGUCAGUCUUUGUUAAGCAGUUUCAGAUAGAACUAAUAUAAACACAAAUUACAGUCCUUACUCAAAAGUGCCAAAUUUUGCUAGAAUAUGAAUAGCUGUAGAUUUAAUUAUAUACAUAUAUAUGUACUCUACGUAUACAUAAUUAGGAUGAUAAUGAAGGUCAUUUGCUAAAAGUAUACUGCAGUGGAAAGUAGAACUAUAAAACCUUUAACAUUGUCAUUCUCUUAUAGGUCAGAUGACAUCAAUAUGUCAGGUCAACAGUAUUGCAAGAAAAUAUAUUUUAAUCAGGUAUUAAAAGUAUUUUCUCAGAUUUGAUAAGAUUUUUGUCAACUUUUGGAUAACCAUAUUAGUUGGAAGAGCUUCUUUUAAGGUGCGGUUACGUGGGAAAGAUAACAUGUAGGGUAGUAGCACCAUGUGCAUAGGCCAAUAUAUUCUCAUACACACACUUGGUCUACUAGAUUUAAUUUCUCUGAAUUAACCUGAGAUGGUGUCUCUUCUGAACAAUUCUGUCCAUGUGCUUGAACCCAGUUGAUGCAUGUAGGAAUCUGCAAGAAGAACAACAAAGGGAAGUGCAGGAAAACACAUGAAUAUGCCGAAGGACUUUUUACAUUUACUGCUUCAUCAGGGCAUAGUAAAUGUAAAAAGGCCUUCGGCAUAUUCAUGUGUUUUCCUGCACUUCCUUUCGUUGUUCUUCUUGCAAUUGGUUCAACAUGAAUUCCACAUGUAGGAAUCUGCAACAUAAUGUCCACAUCUUAGGAGAACUUUUAUAUUAUCAGAGAUUUGUUAGUGAUGAAAUGCUCUUGUGACCGUGCCUUUAGAUAAUGCUAACUGGUUUUUGCUUAUGUUUUCUUUUCAUCUCAUUUACCAAAAGUUUUAGUGUAAACUGCCAGCUGUGUGUAUUUCAAAUACUAUGCAAGUAAUUGAUCACUGCCAACAGUAACUGUGGAAACCUGAGUGGAAAGCUAUGGGGUGGUAACUUAUGAUCACAGUAGAAGUAUUUUAAUAUGUUCUUUCUGUGUUGACAUAUUAGUUGUUGUUUUUUUUGCAAUUACUCUUUUGACAUGUUAUAUAGUGAGAGUUGUAGGCUAUUAGGAUUAAGGUAUAUUUCAGAAUAACAGCAAAUACAUUUUUGUUGAGUCAGGCAUCAGUGUGGACACAAAUACAAAGAAUUUUUUCAUUAGAAUUUCAUUGUUUGAAAUUUAUAACAGUCGUUAUUUUAUAAUUAGAAUUACAUUUUCAUUUAUAUAACCAGUAACUGCAAUUAACAAUAAUUGAACUAUUUCAACUAGUUUGAACUAGGUAUUGCAGCAAAUCUUCAAAGAGGCAUAUUUAAUAUCUAAGAACACUGAACAGAACCAAGAAUCUACAUGUUCCCCACUUGCCCAUCAUCUUUAGAAGUUUGAUUAUUUAUGACAGUUUAUGGUAAUCACACAUUGUAUGUGCUGUUAUCUUCUACAGUUUUUCAGUGUAGAUAUGUCUGCAAACAGUCUUCCAAUUUUUCUUGUGUCGAUUAAAACCUGAGCAUAAGUAGACAUAGUAAUCAAAUAAUGUCCAUUUCACCCAACAUCUGCAAGCUUUAAUAACAUUAAAAAUAAUUGAUUAUGCGCAUAAAGUUAUUAAUUAGGUAAAUUUUGAGAUAGUGAAAAGGAGUUUCUGGUCAUCAGCUAGUACUUACCAACCAAACACCAUGAAUAUGAAUGGUGUCAGAAUCCUCAUAGAUGUCAUAUUUAUCUUCUGACAUGAAGACGAAAUCCAGAAUGAUUAGAAAACUGUUGUCUCAUCUUUCAUGAAAAUUAUUUUAUGUAUAGUGGAUUUCUCUGUCAUUGCAUCUACAGCAGUUAAAGUUCAGUCAUUCAUGUUUGGAGUGUUUAUAUUUUGAACAGUAUUAAUUUUUCUCAGAAAGAAGAUAAGAAAAAUAUAACUAGUAGCCUAAAACUCUCAAAAUUUGCCUUCUGUAACCAGUGUUCUGUAUCAUUCCUUCAUAUCUGUUUUUAUGUAUUUGUAUAUUAUUUCAACCUUAACUGUAUCCAAUUUGUCAUAUUUUAUAGUGUUGUUUUAUUACUCUUAGGCUAAUGUUUUUGAGUUAUGGAGACAUAUAGUAAAAGUUAUAUUUUAUUAGUUGUAGAAAUAUUACACCGCUGUUUUUCACCAAUAAGGAUGAAAAAUAAGGAACGCAUACUUUGUAAACUGUGAUUAGGGAAUUAUAGAAAUUUAUUAGUGAUAAAGAAUAAAUACUAACCAUUAAGACAGAAAUCAAACAUUAUUUGUAUGAAAAUGUAUUGUAUAUUUUUUCUUUUCUUUUUUUUUUGAUAGAAAAGAACAAAAUAAACAAUUUAGUUUUUCUA
Molecule: messenger RNA, 4764 nt
Organism: Penaeus chinensis
Lineage: Eukaryota; Metazoa; Arthropoda; Malacostraca; Decapoda; Penaeidae
Product: leucine-rich repeat-containing protein 58-like
Exons: 4
Coding region: 186-1481 (431 amino acids)
Molecular function (GO): protein binding
Source: RefSeq, a predicted model, not a curated record